This is a messenger RNA of Penicillium soppii, 1125 nucleotides long. RefSeq names its product bifunctional alcohol dehydrogenase/S-(hydroxymethyl)glutathione dehydrogenase. NCBI's taxonomy places the organism in Eukaryota, Fungi, Ascomycota, Eurotiomycetes, Eurotiales, Aspergillaceae. Gene Ontology annotation, biological process: formaldehyde catabolic process. Bases 1 to 1125 code for a protein of 374 amino acids. Gene Ontology annotation, cellular component: cytosol. Gene Ontology annotation, molecular function: zinc ion binding; S-(hydroxymethyl)glutathione dehydrogenase [NAD(P)+] activity. The transcript has 5 exons. The record is from RefSeq and is a predicted model, not a curated record.
AUGGCUAGCACAGUAGGACAGGCCGCCAUCGCCUGGGAGGCCGGCGCGCCCCUCUCUUACGAGGACAUCGAGGUCGCUCCCCCCAAAGCUCAUGAGGUGCGCAUUCAAGUUCACCACACUGGUGUCUGCCACACCGAUGCCUACACACUCUCCGGCAAGGACCCCGAGGGUGCUUUCCCCGUCGUUCUCGGUCACGAGGGUGCCGGUAUCGUCGAGUCCAUUGGCGAGGGAGUGACCUCCGUCAAGGUCGGCGACUACGUCAUCGCUCUCUACACGCCCGAAUGCCGCGAGUGCAAGUUCUGCAAGUCUGGUAAGACGAACCUUUGCGGUAAGAUCCGUGCUACACAGGGCAAGGGUGUUAUGCCUGAUGGCACCUCCCGCUUCCGGGCCCGUGGCAAGGAUCUCCUUCACUUCAUGGGUACCUCCACUUUCUCGCAGUACACUGUCGUCGCCGAUAUCUCCGUUGUCGCUGUCACUCCUAAGAUUCCCACCGAUCGCUCUUGUCUGCUUGGCUGUGGUAUCACCACCGGUUACGGUGCCGCCGUUGUCACCGCUAAGGUCGAGGAGGGCUCGAAUGUCGCUGUCUUCGGUGUUGGCUGUGUUGGUCUCUCUGUGUUGCAGGGUGCUGUUAAGAACAAGGCUGGCAAGAUCAUUGCUGUCGAUGUCAACGAUGGCAAGGAGGCUUGGGCUAAGAAGUUCGGCGCCACUCACUUCGUGAACCCUACCAAGCUUUCUGGCAAGACUAUCCAGGAGCACUUAAUUGAGAUGACCGAUGGCGGUUGCGACUACACCUUCGACUGCACUGGUAACGUUGGUGUUAUGCGUGCUGCCCUCGAGGCCUGCCACAAGGGCUGGGGUGAGAGUAUUGUCAUUGGUGUCGCUGCUGCUGGUCAGGAGAUUGCCACUCGGCCAUUCCAGUUGGUCACCGGUCGCGUCUGGAAGGGAUGUGCCUUUGGUGGCAUCAAGGGUCGCACACAGCUCCCCGGUCUGGUGGACGACUACCUCAACGGCGAGCUCAAGGUGGACGAGUUCAUCACUCACCGCCAGCCAUUGAGUGAGAUUAACAAGGCCUUCGACCAGAUGAAGGAGGGCGACUGUGUUCGUUGCGUUGUCGAUAUGAAAUAG